AUUGCAUUUUACAUGUACAAGCUUGACCCUUACAAAAUCCUCGGUUACCAUGAACGGUUUACAUUAUCUAACGUAAAAGGCCGGACACGAGCCUCGCCUCUAAAGCCUGUGACACAGAUACUGGAUAAAAUUACACGGACUUUUGCACUGGUUAGAUAUUAGCAUGGACCAGAGAGCUUCGGGUGUUUCAAGGCCCGUUCAUUGGUGCGCCGUUUCAGUUUUUUCCCGAAGCUCUCUGCAAAGAUGCGCAUAGAGAAAUGGAUGAUUUUAACAAUAAUUUUCACCAUGUACUCCUUCAAUGCAGUUCUAGCUAACUGGGACAGGGUAUGCUCUCCAUUUACGAAGAGUUUUGGGCCUCAUCCCCACGGCAUCUGUGGCAGCCGAAUUGACGAGACCUUAGAUUUACUUUGUGUUGGAGGAUAUAAUGAAUACCCUAGUUAUGGUGGAUUUAGAAAGAAACGAGACAUAGCGGAAGGUCACGCUAGAGACCUUCAUGGGAUUUUAAUUAAAAGAAAGGAAGCUAAUUCAUAUUUGGUCAAAAGAUCGAACUUCUAUGAGCGUGGAGUUGUGUGCGAGUGCUGUUAUCACCGCUGUUCUGUGUUUGAACUAUUUUCAUACUGUAGAGGGGAACCAAGUUUUCUAGGAUUAUUUAAAAGAAGUGUGCGAGACCAGGAACCAAAAUUUCGUCAUGAUCACUCUAACGAUUAAUUUCGAGAUAAAAAAAUCUAUGGAGUAAGACGUUUGAAAAUACUAGUCACUUGCAAAGGAUUGAAAUGUAAACAGUUCAAUAAUAAUAAUGCAUAGACAAUAACACGUGUUUAAUAGUCAUAAUACAUGCGACUCGUCUGUAUUUUCUUUAAUUCGGUACUCUGUUAAUACUUAUGAAAAGUAAUAACAAAAAUGUGUAAUAGUUGACUAAAUUAGAGCAAGAAGAAGAUUAUCAGAACAUCUUUGAAAUAAUUUUGAUUUUUUUUUUAAAUUUUUAUUUCUAUUUUCCAGUGUUCACCAAAUUAAUUAACAUUGUAUUCCUAUACAAACUAAGCUAUAUUGACUCAGUGAUAGAGAAUAUCUUUAACACGUUUCAUAUAAGGAAUAUAGCUUUUAUUGUGAAAAUAUUUGACAAUUAAAUAGUCCGUCGCAACGUGACCUUACCGUAAAUAAUUGAUUUCAAAAUUCUGGGGUAGUUCAAUAAUAAAACAGUUUAUAAAACAAGUUUAACUUUUAACUUAAUAUUUAACUUUUUUUUGCAAGUGAACUUUGUGUAUUAGGUUAGAUGAAUGUUACCUUAGGAUAUUAAUUAUAUUAUUUUGAUCUCAGACAUUUACAAUUUAAGAAAUUUACUUUAAGACAUUUACCGAUAAAACAUUUACCCAUGCUAUACUUUUACUUUAUACAUGUAUAAUAACAAGUAAUGUUUCAAAUUUCCGUCAUUAAUGUUUAUCAGUAUAAAUGUUCCCAAUUUUAUUGUUUAUUUGAGAAAGAAAAGUGAAAUUAGUGAUAAUUACCCUUUUCAAGUGAAAUAUCUUAAAUGCACUUGUUCAUCUUUCAGUCUGGACAAACCAUUUGAGCAGCGUCACGACAAAACCAACAUAGUGCGUUUGUGACCAGCAUGGAUCCAGACCAGCCUGCGCAUCCGCGCAAUCUGAUCAGGAUCCAUGCUGUUCGCUAUCAGUUUCUUUACUUGUAAUAGAGUUGGUAAGCGAACAGCUGGUCGCAAAGCACUAUGUUGGUUUUGUCGUGACGCGGCUUAUUUAUCAUGCUAUAAUGUUAAAAAUAUUUGAGGAAAGAGUAUCGAACAAUGCAGAUCAUGUUCAGAUGGCACGGAUGCGCCGGCUGAUCAUGGUCAACACUGGUCGCAUGAAUAAAGUCCGUUGCAGCCAUAAGGCUAAGGGUUAAUUUUUAUGAUAUUAUACAGUCAAACAAAUCUUUUAUUCUUCGUUUGUUAUUAUUAUUCUACGAUUAAACUAGUUGAAACCUCUGUUAUGUACCAGACUUCCCACAUAAUUACUAGUAUGUUUUCCCUAAAAUUAUGUUUAAAGUGAAUUGGUCUAAAAUGGAAGGUCUGUAAUACAAUAAAUAAUUACAUUCAAAGUAUUUAGUAACAAACCACGAAUAAUUCAUAAAUGGAAGUUGUUGGCAAACCCGAUAUUACAUAGUUACAUUGUACAUGUUUAUUUAUUAAGCAGAUAAUACAUUGCUCUCGAACAAAAUAUUAUUAUUCAUCAUAAAAAUGUUCAUACUUAAUCACUUAGAACUUUAUCAACAUUGUUUUCUUUCAAACACUAUUUUAUAAGAAUAUCCAAAUGAUACAUUUCUAUAGUUUUUUUUAUCAAAACUGUGCCGGUUAUAAGCCAAUUCACUUUUAAGGAACUCCGCUAAGGUCCAAAAAGCUCAGAAACAAUAAACUUGAAAAUCUUACAUAAAUAAAUUGAGCUCUUUAAACGGUAACAUAUAAAAAUGAUAAUCUGCUGAGAAAUAGCCUGGUUA
Ruditapes philippinarum (Manila clam) is the source of this 2487-nucleotide messenger RNA. Its product is annotated as con-Ins Im2-like. NCBI's taxonomy places the organism in Eukaryota, Metazoa, Mollusca, Bivalvia, Venerida, Veneridae. Gene Ontology annotation, molecular function: hormone activity. The record is from RefSeq and is a predicted model, not a curated record. The transcript has 3 exons. Bases 244 to 708 code for a protein of 154 amino acids. Gene Ontology annotation, cellular component: extracellular region.